AUUUCUCUCGCAGCGCACCGCUACAGUCCAAAACCAAAACCCCAAUCGCAGAGAAGAGGCAGAGAGAGAGAGGGGUCCAUCCAUGGCUUCCGCCGUCGCUUCCCAGGUGGCCUUGCCGAAGCCCGUCUUCCUCAUGGACAUCCUCGCCUCACCGCCCGCCUCCGCCCGCCCCCUCUUCAGCACCGGAGACGCGCCGCCACGCUCCUCCUCCGACGGCGUCAAGGACACCGACGGCGUCAAGGACUCCACAGGCGAGGACGCCGCCGCCGCCGACCGCCGCCCGGAGCGCGUCCCCAAGCUCUUCACCGGAGACGUGCUGGACCUGUUCCCCGAGGCUGCGAUCCGGGACCUGCUACUGGCGCUGGCGGAGGAUGGCGGCGGCGCGGCGUCCAUGACCGGCUUCUCCCCGCGCGGGUCGUCGUGGGUCUCCAAGGAUGAUGCCGACGCGGUGCAGCUGAAGGUGGCGAUGCCGGGGCUGGGGAAGGAGCACGUGAAGAUGCGAGUGGAGAAGGACACCCUGGUGAUCAAGGGGGAGGGCGACAAGGACUCCGAGGGCGACGACAAGAAGGACCCGGCAGGGUACAUCUGCCGCAUCGACCUCCCCUCCCACGCUUUCAAGGUGGACCAGAUCAAGGCGGAGAUGAAGAACGGCGUGCUCAUGGUGACCGUGCCCAAGAUCAAGGACGGGGAGCGCAAGGACGUGUUCGAGAUCAAGGUCGAGUAGGUCUCCUGGUUGCAGUCCAUAUCGUAGUUGCAGUCCAUAUCGUAGUUGCAGUAUACUAGAGUAGUAGUCGUUUCUGAUGCAGAGCAGCAGAACGGGAGGGCUUUGGCUUUUUAGCGUCUCGUUCCUGAUGUGAGGCAGCCGUGUUUACCUUUCUGUUCGUCUUGCAAAGUUUAGUUUCAUGUAUGGCGAUGAUCACUGAUGAUCUCGCGUGAUGAACUUCAAAUGGUAAUGGAAUCUGCAGUUAAAGAUAGACAUCUGUAUGA
Molecule: messenger RNA, 987 nt
Organism: Sorghum bicolor (sorghum)
Lineage: Eukaryota; Viridiplantae; Streptophyta; Magnoliopsida; Poales; Poaceae
Product: 26.2 kDa heat shock protein, mitochondrial
Exons: 2
Coding region: 83-724 (213 amino acids)
Source: RefSeq, a predicted model, not a curated record